GCUGCAUUAGUUUGUGCGAAAACUCGGAUUUUUUACCAUGAGGCUAAGCGUAUCCGUCCGGUGCAGCGGAGCACUUUUAUGGUGCAUGCUGCUAAACAGCGUAGUUCCGGGUUCCGGGUUCUUUGAUGUAGGAAACGUAGCGGAAAUGAUGAAAUCCAACCUCGCUGCUGCGUAUAGUUACACAAAACACAACACUUACUGCAAGGCUCUAGAAUGUUGCAGUUUGGAUUACAUCUAUUACGACUUGGAUGCGUUGGGGAAGAUGCUCGAAAAGAACCUUUUUGGGCAACACAUCGCAAGGACAGUGGUCGUGGGGGCCAUCGGUGGGCACCUGAAAAACAUAGCAACUUCUGAAAAACCUCUUGUGAUAAGUUUCCAUGGUGCUCCUGGCACAGGUAAAAACUACAUCGCGGAGCACGUGGCCAGAGCUUUGUAUAAAAAAGGCAUGGAGAGUAAGUUUGUACACAAGUACCUGGGACGGAUAGACUUUCCGCUUGAGAGUCGAUUGGAGGAGUACCGAGUGCAACUCGUCAGCGACAUUACGUCUGCGAUCGCCCAGUGCCCGCAAUCGUUGUUUAUAUUCGACGAAGUCGAAAAGAUGCCACCGGGUUUGUUCGACUCGAUCGUAUCGCUGCUGGACAAUCAUGCGUACUCGAGACACCACGAUUAUCGGCAAGCAAUCUUUAUUUUCCUUUCGAACAUCGGUGGACCUGAAAUUGCGGCAGAGUUGAAGCAAUUGAUGAAGGCCGGAAAGUGGCGCGAGGAUACGAAAAUGCACGAUUUCGAGCGCACGCUCGAAAUCUCUGCCUACAACCUUGACGGUGGUUUGCUCCGUAGUGAGCUGAUCGAGUCACAUGUAAUCGAUCAUUUUAUUCCAUUUUUGCCACUCGAACAGCGGCACGUCGAAAGCUGCAUCAAGAAGGAGUACAACAAGCUCACCGGAAGAUGGAAUAUUCAAGAAGAUUUCCUACAUGAAAUAUUCAAGGAAGCUGUCACCAUGGACAACGAGGGUCUUUUUUCCAACAACGGCUGCAAGCGUGUGAGCAAAAAGGUGGAGGCUCUCUACUACAAUCGAUUGCGCAAAAACCCCAACGAAGAGCUAUAG
Messenger RNA from Anopheles cruzii, 1105 nucleotides. RefSeq names its product torsin-like protein. The transcript is spliced from 6 exons. Gene Ontology annotation, biological process: cellular response to misfolded protein. The record is from RefSeq and is a predicted model, not a curated record. The coding region runs from base 38 to 1105 and encodes 355 amino acids. NCBI's taxonomy places the organism in Eukaryota, Metazoa, Arthropoda, Insecta, Diptera, Culicidae. Gene Ontology annotation, molecular function: ATP hydrolysis activity; ATP binding.